CACAGGCACAGAAGCCCAACCCAUUAGGCCCAAGUUGAACUUGGCAUGUUUCAUUUGGUAAAACCCUAAACCCUAAAUUCGCGAAUCCCUUUCCUGACGAGAAGGUUACGGCUUCCAUUGACGGUGUCGGUUUUGGUCCAUUGAGGGAUGGGGAAGAGCAAGGCGAAGGAGAAGAAACAGCAGAUAAUUCUGCCGCCGGAGCUUCCUCCGGAAAUAUCAGAGGACGAGAUCGAGGUUUCCGACGAGGACCUCGAGUUCGUCGACGAGAAUCGUGACUAUGCUGGCUUCGUCUCUCGCCUGGACACCGAAUCCAUUACCAAGCAAGUUACUCGAGUAGAGGGUGUGAAUGAAGAUACUUUAGAGGAAUUGUAUGAAAAACGAAGGAGGAGAACAUUGCAGCGUAAAGAAAAUGAAAAGGGUGUUGUUAAAGUUGAUCCUGUUGAUGCUCUUCCUGUCAAAACUUUGGAUGGAGAGCUAUAUUACCGAACAUUUUUGCAGGGUCCAAAAGAAGCAGAAAAUGAUGAAAAGGAUGAUGAUGUUGGCAGUGCAGAUAAGAGCAUAAUUAAGUUGACAAAAGCUGAACGUAGGGCAAAGCUUAAGAAGAUUAAAAAAGAGGCAAAGAAACAGGGGAAGGAGUUAGCUAAACCUGAGGAAGUUCAACAGACUAAACAAGAGGCUGUCUUGGCAGAGGUUAAAGAAGACCUUACAGCUGAAGAUGCAUUUGAAAGCAAAAAGCAUAAGCUGGCUGAGAUUGGAAUGGCACUGCUUGCAGAUCCAGAGGCCAAUAUUAAGUCCUUGAAAGAGAUGUUACAAAUCUGUAAAGAUGGUGAUCCUUCUAUAGUAAAACUAGGAUUGCUUUCCUUGUUGGCUGUUUUCAAAGACAUUAUUCCGGGCUAUCGAAUAAGACUUCCUACUGAAAAGGAGUUAGAAAUGAAAGUUUCCAAGGAAGUUAAGAAAAUGAGGUACUAUGAAUCGACACUAUUGUCAGCAUACAAGGUAUAUUUGCAGAGGUUGAUAGCUUUAGAAAAGCAGUCAAUAUUUCAUCAUGUAGCAGUUCGCUGUAUCUGCACUUUACUUGAUGCAAUUCCUCACUUCAACUUCCGUGAAAACUUGUUAGAUGCUGUUGUCAGAAACAUAGGCUCCUCAGAUGAUGUUAUAAGGAGACUUUGUUGUACAACUAUUAAGUCACUGUUUGUAAAUGAGGGAAAGCAUGGUGGUGAAGCUACUGUGGAGGCUGUUCGGUUGAUUGCAGAUCAAGUGAAAGUUCAUAAUUGUGAUCUGCACCCUGAUUCUGUAGAGGUGUUUAUGUCUUUGUCAUUUGAUGAGGACCUUGGUAAGUCAGAAGCAGCAGAGGAGGAUAAUAAAGUUAAAAAUAAGAAAAAUAAAAAAAGAAAGGAUACCAAGGAGUCAAGGCAACUGCAAGAAAGUGACAGAAAGAAAAGGAAGAAAGAAUUGAUGACAAAGAUGAAAGAAGAGGUUGCUGCUGAUUAUAAGGCAGUUGCUUUUACAUCAGAUGCUACAGAGCAGCGAAGGAUGCAGUCAGAGACUCUUUCUGCCGUGUUUGAGACAUAUUUCCGCAUCUUGAGACAUACUAUGCAAUUGACAGUGGCCAGUUCUGAAGAAAAUACCAGCACUACUCCAGAGGCAUCUAGGGCGCACCCAUUGCUAGCUCCAUGUCUGAAUGGUUUAGGAAAAUUUUCUCAUCUAAUCGACUUAGAUUACAUUGGAGAUCUUAUGAAAUAUCUGAAAAAGCUUGCUUCUGGAGGUAGCAAUGAUAAUUCCUCCCAGAACUUAAAAAUUUUGACUGUAUCCGAACGCCUCCGCUGCUGCAUUGUUGCUUUUAAGGUGAUGAGGAUCAAUCUUGAUGCCCUGAAUGUUGAUUUACAAGAAUUUUUUGUCCAGCUUUACAAUCUCAUACUUGAGUACAGGCCUGGAAGGGAUGAAGGCGAAGUCUUAGCUGAAGCAUUGAAGAUCAUGUUAUGUGAUGAUAGACAACAUGACAUGCAAAAGGCUGCUGCAUUUGUAAAACGCUUGGCCACAUUUUCAUUAAGCUUUGGAUCUGCAGAAUCUAUGGCUGCCUUGGUAACAGUAAGGCAUCUUCUUCAGAAAAAUGUGAAGUGCCGAAAUCUUUUAGAAAAUGAUGCUGGUGGUGGCUCAGUUUCAGGCUCCAUUGCGAAAUAUCAGCCCUAUGCCACAGAUCCCAACUUAAGUGGUGCACUUGCUUCAGUCCUUUGGGAAGUUAAUCUUCUAUCCAGACAUUAUCAUCCAACUGUUUCAACAAUUGCUUCAAGCAUAUCGACCAUGAACACUGCUCAGAACCAAGUUUUCCUCUCCACUACUCCUCAACAGGCCUUCAUGAAAUUAUCACUUGAACAAGAGGCAUUUAAUCCAACAAGUGACAUGCGAAAGUCAAAUAGCAAGAGGAAAAGAGGAAAUGUGUCUUCAACAUCAUCUAGUAUUGAGCCUAUUUCAAUCGAUGGAAAUGAGGUGAACAAGAAACUACGUGAACAUUUCAUUCUUCUUCAUGACAUAAAGGAGAACGAGAGGUUAAGGACUGAGUUGGACCGAACAAAACAAUCACUACAAUCAUACGAAGAAUACAAGAAGCAGAAAUCAGGAAAGCCAAGAAGAACAAAAGCGGACCAAGUCAGGAAAGCCAAGAACAAAAAAUAGUUGACUGUCAUAUGUGAGUUUAUGUUUUGAUAGUUUUUGAGAAUGCAACCUUGUAUUAUUUGGUUUCAUUCCUCAUAUUUUCUUUUUCUUGUUAGUUCUUUCUUUGUGUUAUUACACAUUUGAUUCACUCUUAUCACAUGCAUUCAUAGUUUAUAUUUCACUGAGUUCCAAUAGACGAUAGAUUUCGCA
Messenger RNA from Rubroshorea leprosula, 2862 nucleotides. Lineage: Eukaryota; Viridiplantae; Streptophyta; Magnoliopsida; Malvales; Dipterocarpaceae. The record is from the annotation of a GenBank genome assembly.